This is a messenger RNA of Aplosporella prunicola CBS 121167, 720 nucleotides long. RefSeq lists its product as uncharacterized. Lineage: Eukaryota; Fungi; Ascomycota; Dothideomycetes; Botryosphaeriales; Aplosporellaceae. The record is from RefSeq and is a predicted model, not a curated record. The transcript has 3 exons. The coding region runs from base 1 to 720 and encodes 239 amino acids.
AUGACCUACCUCCGCCAGAUGUACCUCGUCUUUCGCAGGGAAGUCAUUAUAAAUGACAUUCGUGAGCUCGCCGCCAGGCCCAAUGUGAACCCGACCGCCAACGACAGAGCGCGCCUGGCGGAGUUCAAUCGUGAGCUCGACGCUGUCGACCACAAAAUCAUGCGCUUGGUCGCUAUUCACGGUGACCUGAUGAGGGACUACAGCCCCGUCGCCCGCAUCCUGGGAGACCGCGAACGCGCGGGCAGACAGCUCGACUUUGAACUCAGCCCUGCUACCCAGCAGCUGCGUGACCGGAUCGUUGCCGCCGUUGAUGGUGACGUGGCCCAACUCGCCGAAGACAGACGGGAGUGGAACGAGGUUGUCAACGCUGUGGCUGCAGGCGGCGUUGGAGCCACGCCCCGCGUUCUCGACAUUAUUGCUCGCCUGUCUGCCAAUGGCAACCGUCCUGCCACUGCCAACGGAGUCCGACGCUCUGUCGUCGAAGUCAACAACCGUGACCGCUCUCCAAUUGCCAAUGGCGCCCAGCAGGUCAACGGUGAGAACAUCGACGGCGAGGAAAUGGAGGAGGAUGAGGAGCUGGAGGCGGUCGACAAUGGAGAGGCCGAAGCCGACGACGGCAGUGAUGAAGACCUCUCCAACGGCAACACAGAGAGCCGUACCAUUGGUCGCACCAGCCGUACCCUUGGUCGCUCAGAGAGCCAUACUCUUGAUCGCCCCUAG